GUAGUACACAGACUCCACUGUACGUACAGUUUACAUAUGCUGAAGUAGUAAUUGGAGAUAGACAAGGAACUUAUGAUGACAUAAAAUGGUAUUUAAGGAAACUAUGUCGCGGUCGCGUUCCUUUUCAUAGUCUUUACGUGGCGUGGACUUCCUCAGUGAUGGAGGGAGUGCUGCUGAAAUGGACCAAUUACUUGACAGGUUGGCAGCCUCGCUGGUUUGUUCUCGACAAUGGAAUUCUUUCUUACUAUAAAUCACAGGAGGAAGUGAACCAUGGAUGCAAGGGGUCCAUUAGAAUGGCUGUCUGUGAUAUCAAUGUCCACUCAACAGACAAAUGUCGGCUAGAUUUGAUUAUUCCUGGAGAGUCACACUUUUAUCUGCGGGCGUCAAAUCCUCAAGAGAGACAGCAGUGGCUUGUGUCGUUAGGAACUGCCAAAGCUUCCCUCACCAAUGGAAGAAUCAAAGACAGUGCAGGAGAAGUUUCCCCAGAUAUCAUAAAAACUAAAAAGUCGGAACUUCGACUGUACUGUGAUCUGUUGAUGCAGCAGGUGCACUCGGUGAAGUCAGUGGCCCAGGGGGGCAACACAAUGGACAUAGAUAAGUUGAAUGAAGCUACAUCACUGCUAGGUGCCACUUGUGAUACAUUUAUUUCUACUUUGGAGGACUGUAUGAAGAUUGCUAAUGCCAGCAUUGCAUACGAUUCUCCACACCAGCACAUCAGUGAUUCCCCAUUCCCUUUGAUAACAUUAAAAACACCACAGAAAAAGGAGUCCAGAUCAUAUUCUGUGUCAGACAAGUAUCCACCUGCAGUUUCCUCAAGGAGACGGACAAUUUCAGACAGUACCCCAGACAAACUCAGCCCUCGAUCCAGAUCAGCCAUAUCUGUGUCACCUCAGUCACAAAUAGAAAAAUCUGAAGAUGUAACUCCAAUAAAUACAGACACUCAUACAAACACAGAACAAAUAUCCAUAGCCACAGAACAAAACUUACAAACAGAAAAUUUAGAUAAUGGUGAUGAAGAGUUCAAAGAUGCCAUUGAUGAAAGAAUUCCAAACUUUUUCUCUGCAAUGAAAUCCAGUUUUAUGGAUUUACAGUUAGAAGCAGAUGGUGGAAUUCCUAUAGAGCAUUUCCUGUCAGCCUGCAGGUGCUUGGUUCCUAUUUUUGACAAGUUAAACAGCACUGCCUUUGCACCAGUGAAAAUGGAUUUUCAGGGAAAUAUAAGAAAAAUACAGCAAAAAUAUUCCACAAAUCCCUCCUCAUUCACAACACUGCAGAAAAUGGUAAUGUCGGAGGUGGAUUGUAAACAGCAUAGAUUAUCCAGCUCUGCUACAGUCGCUCUUCUGUGGAUGAAAAGAGGAUUAGAGUUCAUCAAGGAAUUCCUACAAGAAAUAGUGAACAAUCAACAGGACAUGUCACUGGCUGCAGGAAACGCUUACAGUAAAUCACUGAGGCCUUACCAUGGCUGGGUUGUCAGGGGCGUGUUUGCUGUUGCAGUGAAAGCCUUACCCAGUCGUGAUGUGUUCAUCUCUCUACUAGCAGUCCCUGGAGAGGAAAAUGAGGGGACAGACUUUAUACAUUCCUUGAUGGUAGACAUGGAGAAUUACAUCACUGCUGUUGGAGAAAUCCUGCGCAUUUUAAAUGAUUUCUAUAAGGUGCAUACCCUGGACAAUGAGGAGCCAGUGUAAUCCUGGGCUGCUGUUUUCCUGGACAUUGAGGAGCCAGUAUAAGCCCAGGCUGCUGUUUUCCUUUACAAUGAGGAACAAGUGUAAGCCCGGGCUGCUGUUUUCCUGGACAAUGAGGAGCCAGUGUAAGCCCGGGCUGCUGUUUCCCUGGACAAUGAGGAGCCAGUGUAAGCCCGGGCUGCUGUUUCCCUGGACAAUGAGGAGCCAGUGGGAGCCCAGGCUGCUCCUUUUUUUCUACUUAUCAUUUUUUACAUUUCAAGUAUAUGACAUGUAAAUUAAUGAUUGUAAACUAAUCAGACAAAGUAACUUAUUAUUUCAAUCAAGAUUUUCUUUUUAAAUUAAAAAAAAUAUAUUUGUUCAGGGCACAAUGAACAGUUUAUUGCAAACUCUUAAUUUUGUUGAUUCCAUGAAUCAGUACAAGAAGCCUAACAAAUGCAUAUUGUAUGUAGUCUUGUUUAUUGCUGCCAUUUUUAUUUUGUCAUUUAAAUAAUUAGUCUAUGAAAAGAGAAAUCUCCCUGGGGAACAUGAAAAUAUGAUAGAAGUAAAAGCAGCAUAUUUAUUAAAAACUUGUGCCAUUAGCCAGCUAAACAGCUAAGUAUAUAGUCCUGGAGACACUUAGCCUGUUGAUUUUACUCUGUGGAUGUUCAAAAUGUAUAUUUCAGAUUCAGGAAUAUAGUUCAAAUCCUUAUACUGUUUUGUCAAAUUAUCAUGUGAAUGAAAUGUAAACUUAAUAUUCAUAUUGUAUAACUUAUUAUAGAGGGAAAUUAUUUUAUUUUUAAGUACAAGAAAGUUGGUUUAAUGUGUACAUACUGUCUGGCCCUGUGAGGGAGAACAAUUCCUAUGUAUUGAUUCUGUGUUAAGUUUAUAUAGAAUUUCAUUGCUGUUAAGAUGUAUAGAUUUAGUUUAAUUUAUUUUGAAUGAUAAUUGAUUUGUAUUUUUGGUACUGUAUGCUAAACAGUGCAAUAUUGGUUAUACAAUUAAAGGUACAAUAUAAAUUCA
This is a messenger RNA of Saccostrea echinata, 2678 nucleotides long. Its product is annotated as pleckstrin homology domain-containing family A member 8-like. Bases 159 to 1682 code for a protein of 507 amino acids. Lineage: Eukaryota; Metazoa; Mollusca; Bivalvia; Ostreida; Ostreidae. Gene Ontology annotation, cellular component: cytoplasm; cytosol; membrane. Gene Ontology annotation, biological process: ceramide transport; intermembrane lipid transfer. The record is from RefSeq and is a predicted model, not a curated record. The transcript has 11 exons. Gene Ontology annotation, molecular function: ceramide 1-phosphate binding; ceramide 1-phosphate transfer activity.